Molecule: messenger RNA, 1377 nt
Organism: Syzygium oleosum
Lineage: Eukaryota; Viridiplantae; Streptophyta; Magnoliopsida; Myrtales; Myrtaceae
Product: LRR receptor-like serine/threonine-protein kinase EFR
Exons: 1
Coding region: 1-1377 (458 amino acids)
Molecular function (GO): protein binding
Source: RefSeq, a predicted model, not a curated record
AUGGAACCUCGAAGCAUUAGCAUUGCAGAGUUUCAAUCAUGCCAUUUCCUUGUUGGUAUUGUGCUCGCGUUGUGCAUUACCCAAGUCUCCUCUACCACAAACGAAACCGACAAGCUAUCUCUGCUUGCAUUUAAGGCCGGAAUAGCUAAGGAUCCUCUCAAUGUGCUCAGCUUGUGGAAUGAUAGCAUGGGGUUCUGUCAGUGGUAUGGUGUCACCUGCGGUCGCAGGCACCAAAGGGUCACCGUACUGGACUUACAUUCGCACAAACUCUCUGGGUCGAUCUCUCCUUAUAUUGGGAACCUCAGCUUCUUGAGAGAAUUGUCGCUCGGAAACAACAACUUCGAUCAUGAAAUCCCUCCGCAAAUCAGCCGGUUGAGCCGCCUACGGAUCUUGCAACUAGAGUACAAUUCAUUGGUUGGUGAGCCUGAAAACAUUUCAGCUUGCUCUAAGCUUGUCACCCUCAUUCUUAAUUAUAAUCAACUAACCGGAACAAUUCCUACACAAGUCGCUUCGUUAUCGAAUCUACGGAUUUUUUCUUUGUAUAGAAAUAAUCUAACAGGGAGCAUGCCUUCCUCCAUUGGGAACUUAUCUUCACUAGAGUGGCUUUCUCUUACGGAAAAUUACUUGGUUGGGAGCAUUCCUCCGGUCUUAGGCCACCUGCCAAAAUUUCAAAACUUUGAUGUGGGAGUAAACAAACUUUCAGGUCCAAUUCCAACUGGAAUUUUGAAUCUCUCUUCUUUAAUCAGCAUCGAUGUAGGAAACAACCAAUUACGAGGGAGUCUUCCUGCAGACAUAGGCUUUACGCUUCCAAAUCUUGAGUUUUUCAGCAUUUCUAUGAACCUAUUUGAGGGACAGGUUCCUCCGUCAAUAUCAAAUUGGACAAAGCUAGAGGUACUUCAACUUGCAACGAACAAACUUUCAGGUAAAAUGCCUUCUUUGGAAAAUAUGCACGAGCUUCAAAAGUUCACCAAUUUCCAAAAUCAGCUCGGGUAUGGAAAACACCAAGACUUGAACUUCAUUUGCUCACUGACAAAUGCCACGAAGUUAGAAGCAUUGUCUAUUUUUAGCAACAGUUUCGACGGAGUGCUACCGAAAUGCAUAGGUAAUUUAUCCACCACCCUCACAAUAUUUGAUGUGAGUCAGAAUCGAAUAUUUGGAGAAAUUUUUAGACAGAUUGAAAAUCUUGUGAACCUCGAAGUAUUGAUUAUGAAUGGAAACAAGUUUUCAGGUGUUCUCCCGUCGAAUUUGGGGAAUCUACGAAAUUUGUCGGUAGUGCAGUUAAAUGAUGACUACCUAGGAGGGACAAUCCCAUCUUCUCUAGGAAAUCAAACCAAGUUGACUCUACUAUUAAGAUCAAAUCCCUUUAGAACUGUCUAA